Messenger RNA from Aspergillus aculeatinus CBS 121060, 330 nucleotides. RefSeq lists its product as uncharacterized. The transcript has a single exon. NCBI's taxonomy places the organism in Eukaryota, Fungi, Ascomycota, Eurotiomycetes, Eurotiales, Aspergillaceae. The record is from RefSeq and is a predicted model, not a curated record. The coding region runs from base 1 to 330 and encodes 109 amino acids.
AUGCCAACCAGCGUCUAUAUUCUGAUCUACAUUGGCGACCCGCUCGACUUCACCAAGUACCGCCACACAGGGCUUUUUUUCGAGCAUACAACCGGAGCAGCUGGGAUUUUCGAGUUCCAAACCUACGAUAAUUACAACCCCGAACAAAGUCGACGGCUGGCAUCUACUGUUCAAGUGGCGGAGCUACCGGAGUCAAUCAGCGAAGCCUCUAUCAGAAGCGUUAUUUCCAGGACCCCAGUCAAGAAUGGACCCACAGAUGCCGACUGGAAUUGCCAGAAUUGGGUGGGGGAUGUUGUGAUUGUUUGCUCACUUAGCAGGCCCGGGAUAUGA